Passer domesticus (house sparrow) is the source of this 1395-nucleotide messenger RNA. Its product is annotated as glutathione S-transferase. The coding region runs from base 524 to 1192 and encodes 222 amino acids. The transcript has 7 exons. Gene Ontology annotation, biological process: glutathione metabolic process. Lineage: Eukaryota; Metazoa; Chordata; Aves; Passeriformes; Passeridae. The record is from RefSeq and is a predicted model, not a curated record. Gene Ontology annotation, molecular function: glutathione transferase activity.
UGCACUAAAACAUCAGGAAAGUUUGUGAUUAAUUUUCAGGUCCAUUAUUGCUAUUCAAGAAAGACAAUUUACCGAUUUUGCGACUCUUAUCACCGUUCAGUAUUUUACAAAGGGGUAUUCAUUACAGAGCUGUAAAAGGGUCACCAAAUUAGUUUGCAGCCCUGUGCAAGUGUUCAGCCUGAACCCCAAAUUCGGACCUUUAGCCGUGCAUUCGCAGGAAGAUAUUCCCGGCUGCUGUGAGAGGAGCACUGAGCUGAGACUGGCAAUCAGGGCUCUGCGUGGGCUGAGUUUUAUCAGCUCCAGCUCUGCCUUGUGGAAAGGUCAAGGGUGUUUGCUCUUUCUGCCUGUGCUAGCCUGUCCUUAUAGUGUUUCUCGGCCUUGAUCCCAUGUGCUGGAGGUGAGUGUUUGUCCAGUCUGUGGGGGUUUAAGUGCAGUUCUUCUCUCUGGUGAAGUUGAAACAAACAUCUACUUUCUGAGCAUCAGGGAAUGAAAUAUUUUUGAAGGAAACAAGAACUCUGAAAUCAUGGCGGGGAAACCCAAGCUGCACUACACCAAGGGAAGGGGGAAGAUGGAGUCAAUCCGAUGGCUGUUAGCAGCAGCUGGGGUUGAGUUUGAGGAAGAAUUCAUAGAGACAAAAGAAGACUUAGAAAAAUUGCGCAAUGAUGGAGUCCUGCUGUUUCAGCAGGUGCCCAUGGUGGAGAUGGAUGGCAUGAGGAUGGUGCAGACCAGAGCCAUCCUCAGCUACAUUGCAGCAAAGUACAACCUCUAUGGGAAGGACCUGAAGGAGAGAGCCUGGAUUGAUAUGUACGUGGAGGGAACUACAGACCUAAUGGGAAUGAUCAUGUAUCUCCCUUUUCAACCAGCUGAUACAAAAGAAAAGAAUCUUGCCUUAAUCAUUGAACGAGCUACAACCAGGUACUUCCCUGUUUAUGAAAAGGCCUUAAAAGAUCAUGGACAGGAUUAUCUUGUUGGCAACAAAUUAAGCUGGGCAGAUGUCCAUCUGUUGGAAGCCAUUUUAAUGGUAGAAGAGUGUAAGCCUGAUGCACUGUCUGCAUUCCCUCUGCUGCAGGCUUUUAAAGGAAGAAUCAGCAACAUUCCAACAAUCAAAAAAUUCUUACAGCCUGGCAGCCAGAGGAAGCCACCAACAGAUGAGAAGUUUGUUGCUGUUGUGAGGAAAAUAUUCAAUAUCUAAUCUAAUGAAGAUAACCCAACUGUAGUAUAUUACCAGAGCUUGCUUUGUAAGAGUAAAUUGCAUAGCUGUGCUCUGUAACUUGCAUCAUAUGGCCAGUAUUGAAACAAAUCACUGGUAAAUGAGAGUAAAAGGCUAAUUUGUACCUGCUGAUUCCAGAAAGAAUUUAACAAAGCAGUUAUAUGAAAUAAAAUAUGCUGACACUU